GAGUUUUGGGCUCCGGCUGGAGGGUCACGGUUUGCACCUGUACCCCUGCUUCGGGGCCGGUGUUUGCGGCUGUUGGGGCCGCGGGCCCGGUUUGGGCAUCCGAAACGUUCGAGGCGCGGCAGCUGAAGGCUUCAGGGAGUCCUGACCUAGAGGCGUGUCAAUGGCACUGGGAGAAGAAAAGGCAGAGGUGGAGGCAUCCACGGACACCAAGGCCCUGGCUCGUGGGAGGUGGAGCUGCAGGGAACAAGAGGUGGACAUCCCCGUGCCUGUGAAUGGGGAGCAGCUGCCACGCCUAGAAGCUGAGGGAGAGCCCGCCUCCCCUGUGUGGGGGGCAGAGGACCUAUCUGCCCCCACCUGUUGCCCUUCUGGAGCCUGCCAGUCACAGGCCACCAAUACCAGCAAGGAGCCAGUGGCCGGUGCAUCUCAGCGUGCCUUCAGCUGCCUGCAUCCUUCUCCCCAUGCGGGGACUGGAGAUCUGCAUUCUGUGGGAAGUCAAGUAGCUACUAAGAUGGAGGACGCCAGUCUUUCUGCCUCAGGGGAGCUAUCUCAGACUGGAACCAUUGCCAAAGCCACAGGUCUUUGCUCAGGACAUGAUGCGGAUACUGAAGAUGAUCCGUCCCCAGCUGAGUCACCUCCAGUGCUGGACCUCAGUCAACAGCCUCACAUCUCAGGUUUCCCUUUCUCGUCAAAGUGGAGGUCCAUGGUGAGCCCAGGUGUCGCUGCUCCUCAGUUUUCCAGCUGCAGUAUCUCUGCUUCAUCCCCUGGUGGCAGUUUCCAGGGUCUCCAAGAGAAAGCAGAGCCUCAGAGUUGCUCCCUUGCCAAGGUCUCUUCCCUGGAGCUGGUCGGUCCACAGUCAGUCCCCUCUGUGGGGGGGCCACGGCCUCAGCUCCAAUGGUCUCCACAGCCUGUGUCCUCUGGGGAGGAUGCUUCUGGGCUGAGCAGGAGGCACCUGUCCUUCCAAGCUGAGUACUGGGCCUGCGUGCUACCAGAUUCCCUGCCCCCUUCCCCUGACCGCCACUCCCCGCACUGGAACCCAAAUAAAGAGUAUGAAGACCUGCUGGACUAUACUUACCCACUUAGGCCCAGGCCUCGGCUCCCAAAGCACAUUGACAGCCACGUGCUGGCUGACCCUGUCCUGCAGGACUCGGGCAUAGACCUGGAUAGCUUUUCUGUCUCCCCAGCAAGCACUCUAAAGUCACCCACUGAUGUCUCCCACAGUUGCCCACCAGUGGAGGCCACUGCCCUGCCAUUCUCUGAGCCCCAAGAGCCAAGCCUCAAAUGGUGGCACUCUGGAGGACCCCAGGAGCAGGGCAGCGUUGGGCUGGCAUCUUGUAGCCAGCUUGCAUCUACACCCAGGGCCACAGGCAGUAGGGGCAGUCCUUGGAAGAGUAGAGAGCCAGCCCUGAGGGGCGUGAAGAACUGGCGGCCUAUGGGCAAGUCCUUCAAGGUGAGCCCUCCCCAGCUGAGGACGUGGAACAGAGGGUGGCCCUCGUCCAGGCCAGAAAGAGAGAAGGGAGCUAGCCAUGGUAUCCAGCGCCCUGCCUACAUGGAGUCGGGAUGGACACCAGAAGAAGACCUGGAAAGCGAUGACGAGUAUCUUGCCUUGCCCACUCGGCUGACACAGGUUUCUAGCCUGGUUUCAUAUCUAGGUUCUGUUCCCACUUUGGUGACCCUGCCAGCUGGGGCUGCCGAAGGGCAGAGCUCCCUGGAUGUGUCGGACAGUGAUGGGCCUACUUCCUUCCCAUCGGACUCCAGCCAAAGCCAGCUUCCCUCUGGGACUACCCUCAGAGGGUCUGGGGAGCUUGAGGAGCAGAACCACUGUUUGCUGCGCUCCUUCAUCCAUACAAGGGACUCUGCAGGGGACGGCAGUCUGGUGAGCAGCCAGGCGCUGGAGGUCUCUGGACCUCUGAGAACACGCUCCUCCUUGCCAGUUGUUUUGGACCCAGAUUCUAAAGGGCAGCCUCCCAGGAGAGGAAGAGAGGCGGGAAAAGACUCACUCAUGCAGUGUGUGAAGACCUUUUGCUGUCAGCUAGAAGAGCUGAUCCACUGGCUAUAUAACGUCGCAGAUAUUACUGACCACUUGACUCCACCCAGGUCCAGUCUUGCAGGUCUCAAGUCGUCUCUGCAGCUUUACCGGCAAUUUAAGAAAGAUAUAGAUGAACACCAGUCCCUAACAGAGAAUGUCUUGAAGAAAGGGGAGAUUCUUCUUCAGUGCCUGCUGGAUAACACCCCAGUGUUACAGGAUGUUCUCGGGAGGAUCGCAAAGCAGCCCAGCGAGCUGGAGAGCCACGCAGAUCACUUGUAUGACACCAUAUUAGCCUCUGUGGACAUGCUGGCUGGUUGUGCCCUCAUCUCAGACAACACACCGAUGGCACACAGGAGUGCCGAUGUGACUGGGAUUAGCCUGGCACCUUCUCAGGCAGAGAUGUAAUCUGCCUCCCAAAACUCGGCUGGUGGGAAACUUCCAGGAAGUUCUAGUAAGAGCCAUUUAAUGUUGAUAUUAAAGAGGAAACUUAACUUUAAUGUACUAGUUUAUAUAAAAUGCCUUUCUCUUCCCUGAAGCAAGAGGCUACUGAGUGACCGUUUUUACUUAAAAUGAAUCCUUCCAAACUAAGGUAUUCCUUUGGUGCUGCUUCUCUACAAAGAGCAUGUGGCUUUGCCAGUUUAGAUAAAGUAAUGCUCAUAGGCUUAUUCAUCUUUCCUCCCCUCUCUAUCUAGUUAAAAAAAGCAGACAGAGCUCUUAAACUAGUCUGUGUGCUGAGAUUAUUUAAAGAAGGUACCAAUGCUCAGUACCCUCAGGCAUACAAGAGGACCUAAGAGACUGAAAAAAAGUGAGUGGUUGGCCAAGAGCUUGGUUCUUUCAGUAAAACUGAAGCUUAACGUUUAUAAAUCCCUCUUUGAAGAUUUUUAGAAGAAACUUUAACUCACCAAAUUCUUAGAAGGUUCUGAAUGACUAGAACAUCUACAAAUCAGUCUGGGCUUCAGUACCUUCUGUCAUCUUCAGGGCUUGGGGGUCCAUCCCCCUGCCUAACUGUCUUAAGGGAAAAUGAGCAGGGACUUCUUGAGCUACUAUUGAGCUUCAGCUAGGCUGUGGACUAAUGACCCACUGUAAGAGGUACCUUUAGGAGGAUGCACCCCUUCAUUCCUUCUUUGGUAUGGAAGAGUAAGUCCAAGGGAAGGGAAGGGCAUGGACUCUCUAAGGCUGUCAGUAAUGAAGGAAAACAAGGAAAUUUUUUGUUGCUUGGGAGUUGAUGUAGUACUUUCAUAGAAAUAAAUCUACAGAUCAGCCAUUGAAAGCAUCGAUUCUAUGGCUUUUUAAAGCAAAAUGAUCACCUAUUGCUGGUGUAACCAGAUUCUGCAAAAACAAAAAAUCACUUAGUUUCUAUUGAGCCAUGAAUGAACAUGGAAGGAGGAAAGCAUAUUUCACCCCAUAUACUUCUAGUAUAAUAGUUAAAAUUAAUAAGACUUAAAGGUUCUUCAUACUUAAAUAUAUGAGAUAAGCAUUUAAAGGCCUUUUUUCAAACUCCUUCCAGAUUCUCAUUUGAGGAAGGUGCUUUAAAAAGGAGUAUCUUCUAGUUUAUAAGGAGAUGAGCAAGUCAUCUUGAACCAAAAGAAGGUGAUGUUGAAACACUCACUUAUGAAGCAGACUUCUGAUUUCCCCUCAGAACAAAACAUUUAAGACCAAAUUACUGCCGUUAAAAUAAGUUUAGGACUUUUAGUUUUGGAGGCUGAGCCACAUAAUUUUUCUUGUUUUUAAUCCUUACUGGGCUAUUCCCCCCUGCCCCGCCUACUUUGAGAGAGGGGAAAAUACCAUUAAUGUGAAAAAGAAACAUCAAUUGGUUGCUUUUUGAUACCUGCCCCAAUCGGGGAUCAAACUCACCACCAUUCAGUCUCUGUAACACAGCUCCAACCAAGCCACACGGGUCAGGGCUGAGACACAUAAUCUUACCAUUUCACUCUCCUCCAUAUGAACUAAAGUCCUAUUAAAUGUUUCUGCUUUAGAAUUUCUUAGACUUCAUAGUCACUGGAAAAUUAUAUAAAUAAAAACUCAGUAUUUCAAGCACCUGCUGCUAUGGUAUCAUUUACCAUAAUGCUUAAGGGCAUGAUCAGAAUUGAACUGUAUAUUCAGAUUUUGCCCAUAUUACGAUUCUCCAUCUUAACCCUUAGUUCCAUACAUGGACUUUAGUAGACAAAAUACCUCCUUGACAAAUAGCUGUAAAUGUAAAAUAUUCUCAAUAGCGUAGAAUUGGUUAAAAAGGCAGUUAUGUCUAAUAGCCUGUAUUAAAACUGAUGUACUUCACCUUCUCUUUGAUGUGGCUAUAAAGUGGUACAUGCCUUUCCACUGAGUAUGUUACAGGAUAGCAGUUAGGAGUUAAGCCUAGUUAUUUACUAGUAUUUGAUAGGCAUGAAAAUAAGUAUGUAUCUGUUAGCAAAGAAAGACUGAAGAUGACAACUCUAUAGAAACUGGCCAAUGUUAUAAUAAUUGAAUUCUGCAUAUGCCAUUUUAUUCCCAUUCAACCUAGUAACUGUAAUGACAGAAAUUUUCAGAGUGUUUUAUUUCAAAGUACCCCAUUUCCCAAGAAAGUACUACUUUUACAUAGAGAUGAACUCAAGGUUUUUGUUCAUCUCCUUGAAAUAAGGUGUGACUGAAGGGUGCUUAUUCUGGACUUAGUUGUGAAUGCCACCAAAGAAUAUCAACACAGCUGCUAAUUUCAUCUUCAGCAGUGCUAUAUAUAGAAAGUUGAAGACCUCCCUUAAAACUGAAGCUGAAACUGUUUCAGCCUAGUAAGAUGCCAGCAGCAUUUCCAUGAGCAAACACAGCCACACUGAUUCAAAUAGUUUGGCUGGCCAGUACACAGUGGUACACACUAGUCUUCAGGAUACUAAUGGUCUACAGUGACAUAAGUGUGGUAAUGAAAUUUCAUCUUGACCUGCAGUAAAAUUUCCUGGUAGUCCCUUUAAAUAAGGAGAAUUUAAGUCCACAGGGAAGUUGCAGUACUAAGGGCCAUAUAGGCAGUUUCAAGAUCUGGGUUCUCGUCACAGCUCCAUGGCUAAAGUGCAAAUUGGAGACAUUGUCAACAUGGCUGUUUUGAGGCUGAGAAGGGUUGAUAUAAAACGUGCUGCAAUGGCAACAUGCAUGUAUGCUGAAGGAAAAUUUAGUCAAAGAAUAGAAAGUCACUGCUGAGACCAGAAUGGCCAUCAUUCUGCAAGGAUUUCCCAGAGACUAAACUGCUUAAGUUUAACUUACUCUUAUGUAAGCUAAUUUAUGGCAGCCACUUACAUUUACAAUAUGGCAAGCGAUAGUUUUCCUUUAUUAAGUGAACAUAUUAAAGCCUAUAGUAGCUUGAAAUGGGGGUAGGAAUAGGAAUAUAUAUUUUUUCAAGGCUGCAUUUAUUGGCAUAUUCAUAAAAGCAAGGCAAUGCAGUGAGCCCCAGUCUUGACUGUCAUGGGGGAAAGAUGCUAGAAUUUUCAAAACUAAGUAUAUAAAUAUGCUUAUAUCUUAUAAUAAAUCCAUGUAAUGUUUUUUGCUAACUCGCCAAGAAGAAGCUGACAAUUUGAACAACUUGCUGUUUGAAGUGCAUGCCAUCACACUGUUUAACAUUUGUAUCAUUUACUUACUUUAGAACAUAGUUUCUGGAUUCUUUCCCCCUUUAUAUUGUAUGGUAAAGCAAAAAAACCUUUUGAAGCAUUUUAGAAAACUUCACCCAGAUAAUUACUAUUUGGUAACUUGAGUUCAGUUGCCUUAUUUGAGGAUGAAUAGAUCCAACAAGCACAUCUAUAAUACAAAGUAAACUAUGAUUUUUAUUGUGAAAUUCUCAUAGAUGGAAAAUUAAAUUGAAUAUUUAUUCUGUCAAUUUCAUUUUACAAUAAUCUUAUCACUUAUUUUUGUACCAUGUAUUUUCAAUUGCCUGUUUAGUGAAAAUUAAAAAAAAAGUUUUAAUUUUUGGCUUGUUUGUAAUUUAAAUUUUAUCAUUGAAUUCAAGACCCCACCAUAAAAUGUGUUGCCAACAACCACAUCCCAAGCCCCUAAGUAAGUAUUUUGGCGGCUGCUACAACCACAAGGAAACAGUUUUUGAUUUCUAUCACCUUAAAAUGCCAGUGUUAGCAAAAGAUUUGCUUCCCCACAAUAAAAACAAACUCUAGAAUCUUUAAGGUCCUAUUUAACAAAAUUUUCAUAUGUGCAAAAUUCCACGGAAAUAAAUACAUUUUUCUCAUUUAUUAUUCCCAUCCAGCAUUUGUGUUUUUGGUUAAUUUUUAGGGAUAUAAUUUCUAAAAUUAGGGCAGUCAUACAGUAAAUUUUUCCUGCUUUCAACUUUAAUGCUUUAAUUCUCCUCCAACCUAAGUUAUACAAUUGUGGAGGAUAAAAUAUCAACAUCUGACUCAAAGCAUGAAGAAACAUUAGCACAUGCGUUAGUCUGAUCACUUGCCAAUUAGGAAAGGUGAUGCUUUCUACCUUUACCACAGGAAAGAACAAAAGUAUUAAUUUAUUAAGCCAUUUCAGAUGGUUUCAGAGAAGGAACACAGACAACAGGCUAGAUAGCAUACAUCCUAAACUUG
This is a messenger RNA of Phyllostomus hastatus (greater spear-nosed bat), 6558 nucleotides long. RefSeq names its product centrosomal protein 68 (gene CEP68). The transcript is spliced from 7 exons. The record is from RefSeq and is a predicted model, not a curated record. Lineage: Eukaryota; Metazoa; Chordata; Mammalia; Chiroptera; Phyllostomidae. Bases 161 to 2431 code for a protein of 756 amino acids.